This is a messenger RNA of Drosophila innubila, 2122 nucleotides long. RefSeq names its product homeotic protein empty spiracles (gene E5). Gene Ontology annotation, molecular function: DNA-binding transcription factor activity, RNA polymerase II-specific; DNA binding. The transcript is spliced from 3 exons. The coding region runs from base 433 to 2013 and encodes 526 amino acids. Gene Ontology annotation, biological process: regulation of DNA-templated transcription; neuron differentiation; brain development. The record is from RefSeq and is a predicted model, not a curated record. NCBI's taxonomy places the organism in Eukaryota, Metazoa, Arthropoda, Insecta, Diptera, Drosophilidae.
AGAGGGCAACUCUCGGCAACUCUCUCUGCCGGCAAUUAGACGCCUUUAGACGCUCGCAUAAUGCUAAUGGCGUUGACAGUGCUCAUCAACGCGACGACCGCAAUCGACGGACGUUGUCAACGCCGCUCCCGCUGCCGCCGUCAAUUCGCCAGUGAAGCGCGACGGUUACGCUUAAGCAACAUCAACAUCAGCGCCAUCGCAAACGUUAUCGUUAUCGAAAGCGCGCUCCAGUUUAUCAAUGUCAACGACGGAUGCCAAUCGGUGAUGCAUUAAACUCAACUCAACUCUAUUCUCUAUUCAAGUGUGUUCCGUGUGUGUGAUACUCGACCACUGACCACUGACCCAUCAAUUGUUGUUAUCCGUUGUGCAUUGUGUGACCCUUGUGCGGCAUUUCAAUUAUCCGUCACGCAUCUCUUUCUAUAGUUGGGCCAAAUGGUCACGUGCGGUCGACAGACGUUCAACAUGCUGCCGAUGGCGCCGACGAAUUCUUUUGUGGUGUCCGUUAGCUCCACAUCAGCGUCCGCCCCAACAGCGUCCUCAGCUACAGGCGUCAACUGCUCCUCCAGCAGCAACAAGCCAAAGCUGGCCUUCAGCAUUGACUCCAUUGUGGGUGCGGAGUCCUCUCCACCAUCGAAGCCGCCUCCUCCGCUUCGAGUCAGUGUCAUUGCCUCGCCGGCGCGUGAUGACAGCCCAGGAGUGGCAUCCACAUCGCCCAACAUCGAGAGACGUACACCUCGCGGUUUUAUAUAUUGCCGGCGACGAGCCUCUUUAGAUGAUCGUUCGCGUAGUCCUCCGCCGACAACCAGUCGCUCUCCGUCGCCAUCAACGACGGCUCCAGCGGCUCCUACGGCUCCCACUAUGCUACCCGGUCUAAUCCGUCCACUGCCGUUGCCAGCGCCAUCAAAUUUAGCUUUACUCAGUGCACCACGCUCCUCGGACAGCGCCUCACCCACAAGUUCGGGUCCGGGAAACCCGUCCCCGGUUCGACCCACAGCUGCUGCACCACCUCCAUUUCUCGCCGCACAGUUCCAAAUGGCCGCCGCCUUGGCGCACCACCAUCAUCAACAGCAGCAGCAACAACAUCCUCAGCUUCCGCCCGUGCCAACGGGGCCACAUCACGGCCCACCACCGCCACAUCUGGCGCCUGGUCAUCCACUAGCCAUUUUUCCAGGUGGCCCACUUCCGGGACAUCCUCCUCCUCACGGCCACCAUCCCUUCGUGACAGCUCCUCAUCUUAUACGUGAUAGCUAUCCGCUUUAUCCUUGGCUCCUCAGUCGUCACGGACGCAUCUUUCCACGGUUUCCAGGCAACUUUCUGCUACAACCGUUUCGCAAGCCGAAACGCGUUCGGACCGCCUUCUCGCCGACGCAGUUGCUCAAGUUGGAGCACGCCUUUGAGGGCAAUCAUUAUGUGGUGGGUGCGGAGCGCAAGCAGCUGGCUCAAGGACUAAGCCUGACGGAGACACAGGUCAAAGUCUGGUUCCAAAAUCGUCGCACCAAACACAAGCGCAUGCAACAAGAAGGUGGCGACAGCAGCGAUGCCAAAAGCAACAAGGGCAGCUCCUCCGGUGGCGGCGGCGGAGGUGGCAGUGGCGAUGGUGACGGUGACGAGGAUGCCAAACAUGAAGGAUCACAGCACAGUUCCACAGAUGUCGAAGACGAGGAGGACAUCGAGGAGGAUGACGAGGAUGAAGUUAUCGACAUGGACGACUAUGGCAGCGAAAUGGAUGCCGAGGAGCAUCUGCGUCUGAGGGAACAGUUCCAACAGCAACUGGUCCACCAUCAGCAGCAGCUGUUGCAGCAACAGAGUGAGGCAGCAACCACGCUGACACCGCAACAGCAGCAACAAUUGCUGCAACAUCAUCAGCAACAUCUCCAGCAGCAACACCAACAACAGCAGCAACAUUUCAUGCAACAGCAGCAAAUGUUUCUCCUAGAGAAGGAGCGAGAGCGCCAGAGAGAACGAGAGAGAGAUCGUGACAAGGAGCGAGAGAGGGAGCGUGAAAAGCAGUAAUACUCAAUGAACUUGGAGUUGACAUUGACCGGGCCUAAAGUGUCAGCUAUUUUGUGUUCCUUUCGUUUGUAAAUUAAUUAAUUUAAAGUGUAUAAAUUAAUUUAAUACA